Molecule: messenger RNA, 2255 nt
Organism: Malus domestica (apple)
Lineage: Eukaryota; Viridiplantae; Streptophyta; Magnoliopsida; Rosales; Rosaceae
Product: preprotein translocase subunit SCY2, chloroplastic-like
Biological process (GO): SRP-dependent cotranslational protein targeting to membrane, translocation
Cellular component (GO): chloroplast thylakoid membrane
Molecular function (GO): signal sequence receptor activity; transmembrane protein transporter activity
Source: RefSeq, a predicted model, not a curated record
GCCUUGCCACGAUGGAUGGACCUUCGCCGACCUAACAAUGGGCCAAUAAAUAUCGUGUCUAAUGCAAAACGAGCGAGUAAAGCAGAGGAUUAUUUCCUCCACCUUAAAGAUGAGCCGUUUCCCAGCUUAACCGAACUGAACAGUCCCGCUGCUCCGUGUUGCUCUAUCAGUCCCGCCAUGGAAGCCACUCUUCUCAGCUCGCAACGCUUCCAUCCCAAACUCUCGCCCGUAAAAUCUCGAGGUGCAGUUUCAGGCUGUGAAAUUCAAAUUUGUUGUUUGCCAAUUGUUAGGAAUAGUUGCUAUGUUUCCCUUAGGACAAACCCUAGAAAUUUCAUGUUGCCAAACAGGCCCUUAUUGUCCAGAGUGAACAGAAGAGUCUCCGCUAAGUUUUCGAACCAGUUCCUAAAUGAUUAUACAAAUGUUGAGGCUACGCCUCCAGAGUCUCUAAAGGUUGAAGUUAAUCCGUUGAGUGGGAGUGACGGGACGGAAAUUUCGAAACAGAACAAGGUUGAGAAUGUAAAGGAUGAGCAGGCCAGACCUAUGACGUUUAGAAACCGGUUUUUGAAUUUCGUGCGCCUGAGUUCAGUGGUUAGUAAUGCUGCUGAGUCGUUCUUCAAGAGCGAGAUUAGGAGGAGGCUGUUUGUAACAGCUGUGCUAAUUGUGAUCAGUCGUGUUGGUUUUAUCCCUCUGCCUGGAUUUGAUAGAAGGUUGAUCCCUCAAGAUUACCUAAGCUUUGUAUCGGGAUCUGUUGAUGAACUUGGCGAUUUUGCAGCAGAGCUUAAAAUGUCUUUCUUUCAGCUUGGAAUCAGUCCUCAAAUCAUAGCAUCGAUCAUAAUGCAGGUACUAUGUCAUGUUGUUCCCUCCCUGGUAAAGCUGCGGAAGGAAGGCUUAGAUGGUCAUGAGAAGAUUAAGAGUUAUAUAUGGUGGCUAUCUUUUGGCUUUGCAAUAGUGGAAGCUAUCAUACUUGCUUGUUAUUCGCUUCCAUAUUCAAUCUAUGCGGCUAGCUACAGGGUCAAGCAUGUGAUGGUGACAAGUAUGUUAUUGGUCUGUGGAGCGAUGACAAUGACGUGGAUUUGUGAUACCAUCUCAGAAUCUGGAUUUGGUCAAGGUUCAUCUCUAAUUAUUUGUGUACAAAUAUUGACUGGCUACACAGAGACGUUAUACAAAAUGCUGUCUCAGCUCUCAGGAAGUUCUGUUAGUUGGGGGCCUUACUUAUUUGCAGUAUUGGGCGUUUUCACUAUAGUCACUAUGUGGGCAGUUGUGGUGACCGAAGGGUGCAGGAAGAUAAAGCUGCAGUACUAUGGUUUUAAGCUUGCUUCUGCUGUAAGAGAUGACUCACCUAUUACCGAAGUGGAGCCCUAUAUCCCUUUUACCAUUAACCCUUCAGGAAUGCAGCCUGUUCUCACCACUACUUAUCUCUUGGCCUUUCCCAGCAUUCUUGCAAGUAUUCUUGGUUCACCUUUCUGGGAGCAUGUUAAGGAGAUAUUGAACCCCGAAAAUACCAUUGGGGCAGGGCCCUGGGUGUACUAUUCAGUAUAUGCAUUUUUUGUGUUCUUAUUCAAUAUAUUUGACAUUGCCAACUUGCCCAAGGAAAUUGCUGAUUACUUAAAUAAGAUGGGUGCCAGGAUACCAAACAUAAAACCUGGGAAGGCUACAAUUGAGUACCUCACAAAGAUUCAGGCAUCGACACGUUUCUGGGGGGGGCUAUUGUUAAGUAUCUUGGCAACAACAUCAAGCAUAAUCGACCAUUAUUUACGCAAUAUCAAUGCAGGGUUUGCAAUCGGGUUGACAUCAGUCCUCAUAAUAGUGGGUUCUAUUAUUGAACUUAGAAGAUCAUAUCAGGCAUAUAAUGUAAUGCCGAGUUUAAGCAAAGCCUUAAGCCGGUAUGGUGUAUAACUCCCAAAUAGGCUGUGCCUUCUCGUCUUCAGCGUUGGAAUCCUUGGACUGAUGAAACACCUCCAGCAGAAACCAGAAAUGGUUAUCGGCAUCACAAUAUGGUGUAAGUGGUACGUAGUCCUGGCUUAGAGUAGCAUCUAAUGCUUCAUUCCUUCGCUACGAAGCGAAGACUUAUAGCCGGCAUGGUUUCUGCAUCAAAUGGAAAUGCGUCGAUGGCGGUUUAGUUGAGUGCACUGUAGACCAGUACCGGUUUGUAUCGCUGAUAUAAGAUACCCCAUGUUUUGUAUAUAUAGACACUGGUUUGUAUCUUGUGAUGUUCUUCUGUGUCGAAUGGUAACUAGGUUCUUUUUCUCCCAUCA